UGCGGAGUGAGAUGACCUGCAGAGGGAAGACGAGCGGACCUGUUGACCGCCUUUCCGCCGACUUAUGUGCGUUUUCAUGCGUGUAAAUUCACUCUUUCUGGGUUAAUGCGACGCGAGGGCGCUCUGCGGUGAGUGCUAACUGAAGUGACAUGGCUGUAGACCCCGUGCUCGCGCUGUUCCCGUCGGUUUUGCUGUGGAAGUCAGUACCACGGCGAAGGGGAACGCCACCAAAUUUUCUAAAAUUUCCUAACGGUCAGUGAAUGGGAUGUAAAUACAUGGCCACUCAGAGUGGCUUGGCUUACAAGAGAAGCACAGCCGUUUUAUUUACUAUCUAAACUCAUAACCUUUAAUCUACAUGAGCUCUCUGAGUUGUUGAUGGCAAAUUAGUCAUGAAUCUGAUGCACCAAGUUUUCUUUGGGGACUGUUUUGCCUCACACGUGUCCUUCCACCACGAAUGGAUUAAAAUCAAACGUUUCAGACCAAAAACGUUAUCGCAAAACUGCCUUAAAACAACGUCCGUUUCAUGUAGUAAUUUUCUGUGAGGGAGCUUUUAGAGGUGGAUGUCUGGUUCCUAUCACCACCACUGUGAAUAGUUCUGAAAAAACCCCAGAGCAUCUCACACGAAACCAAGCCACCCUCAGUGACUUCCUUGAUCUGUUAGCUGUUUAAUUACACAAACAUUUUUGAAAAAGUGGUGGAGUUUCCCCUCAACUGUUAUGCGCUGCACAUGCGUAAAUAUUAAUAUUCAAGAUGCACGCGAGAGAACGCUACAUUUCGGCCCCAGGCAAGUCCAUCCUGCAUGGUGAGCAUGCAGUGGUUCAUGGGAAGGUGGCUCUGGCCGUAAGCCUGAACCUGCGCACGUAUCUGCGCCUGCAGGCCACAUCCGCUGGUAAAGUGUGCGUCAAUCUCCCUAAUAUUGACACCUUCCUGUCCUGGGACAUUACAGCUCUGAAGUCCCUACUGUCUGGCUGGAAAGCUGACUGCAGCUCCAGUGAGCUGGAUUCAAACCUGGUGAAGAGGCUGCGAGAGUUUAUGGCCAUUACUGACGGCUCCACCGACACCAGAAGCAUGGCAGUUCUGGCCUUCCUCUACAUCUACCUGAGCGUGUUUGCAGACGCAGAGGUUUUGCCCAGUCUGAGUGUGUGUGUGUGGUCAGAGCUGCCCACAGGUGCAGGUUUGGGCUCCAGUGCUGCUUUCAGUGUGUGUCUGUCUGCUGCUCUGCUUUCAGCCAGAGGAACCAUUUCCACCCCCCUCAUACAGCAGCAGAACACAGCCAGGUGGAGCGAUGCGGAGCUGGAGCUGAUCAAUAAGUGGGCGUUUCAGGGUGAGAAGAUCAUCCACGGAAACCCGUCUGGAGUGGACAAUGCAGUGAGCACAUGGGGGGGUGUUUUGAGGUACCAUGCUGGGAUGAUAACUCCACUGAGCAGGGUGCCCACGCUCAGGAUCCUCCUCACCAACACUAAAGUGCCGCGCAGCACCAAGGUUCUGGUUUCUGGAGUGAAGGACAAAAUUAACAAGUAUCCCUCUGUAAUGACCCCGGUGCUGGACUCCGUGGACGCCGUAUCUCAGGCCUGUGAGCAGACUCUGGCUGAUAUGGCCACCGAGGGAGCCUCGACCAAACAUUACAACAUCCUGGAGGACCUGAUCGACAUCAACCAGCACCACCUGAACGUGAUGGGCGUGGGUCACUCGUCUCUGGACACCCUGUGUCGGGUCACACUCGCCCACGGGCUGCACAGCAAGCUGACCGGAGCGGGCGGAGGGGGCUGCGGCAUCACCCUUCUCCGACCAGAAACAGAGCCGUCGGUGGUGCAGGCAGCAGUGCAGGAGCUGAAAGAAGCAGGAUUUGAGUGCUGGGAGACCAGCCUAGGCGGACCAGGGGUCCUACUGCACUCUUCUAACUCAAUCACACAGGACACACUUAGCAUCCUCACCAGCUACUGAGCAGCUGCACCUCUAACACAGACAUUAAAGGUACAAUAAGGAAAAAGGUCCAUUGCAACUAGACGGAGUAUUGGAGAGAUUUCGGGUAUUUAUGGAACAUGUGAUGGUUAGCGCCAUCACUUGAAGGGUCAAGGGCGUCCCGCUGAUGAAAAAAUGGACAUAAUGUGACGUAUAGGUGUAACACGUAAACGCAGAGUAUACCUUUAAUCCAGUCCCUCAGGAUGCGUUUCAGAGAAACAGCUGCUACACAUUUACAGGCAUGUUCUCUUUAGUGGAGCUGCUAAAGGUUUUGUCACGUAAGACCGAUGGAUCCCUGUUAUCCAGAGUCUUUAGUUAAUGCGGAGUGCAAACUGCCGACUCAUUAAAGGGGAAUCGCACUGAUUUUCCCAAAUUCAGUGGCUAAGAUGAGAGUUAUUCAGAGUGGUUUGGUGUUAAAUGGUUGAUUGUAGAGACUCAGGGUUGUGUACAGUGGUGGUGAUGGGAACCAGGGGUCACCAUGACUACAACAUUCCUGACUACAACAUUUUGUUUGACAAUCUGGUUCCUAUCACCGCUGUGAAAAUGCUGUCUGGCUAAGCAUCUUUAGAACAAAGCAUUUAAUGCCAAACCACUCGGAAUGACUCUGUUUACAGAUGUGGAAUAUCAAUAUGGAAACUUUGGGAAAUUGGUGGAAAUUCCCAUUUUAACAUAUUUGGUAUUCAAGUUCAGAUACAGUUACAGUUAAUCCUCUGAUCGUGCCUCAUCCGGACUGACCUGCUUUGACACGGUUUAGCCUCUAGAUGGCAACAGAGGCUCAAUAACGAUAUUAUUUCCCAUUAAAAUCUAUCAUUAAGAUUUGAAUUUGCUGAUCAAAUGCAUAAAUGCACAGAGCUGACUUUGGUUUCGAUGAACAGCAGUGGAACAAUAAUUUAACUAUUUGUUUUAAUCGAUAUUUAUGCUACAUUUUUGUUUCUCUUAUUGACCAAGUAUGUGUGUGGGAUAUGAAUGGACAACACAGACCACAAAUAGUAAAUACAAACAGAGUCAUAAAAUAUCAAUAUGUAUCAAUGCAUAUCAACCUGUUGACCAAAAAAAUGACACUUAAUUAUGGCGCUUACAUUAUAAUGUGAACAUGCCUCUGUGUCCUCAGUUAUCAGUGCUGCUAAUAAACUGCUGGUCAUUCAGUCA
Molecule: messenger RNA, 3111 nt
Organism: Pygocentrus nattereri (red-bellied piranha)
Lineage: Eukaryota; Metazoa; Chordata; Actinopteri; Characiformes; Serrasalmidae
Gene: mvk
Product: mevalonate kinase
Exons: 11
Coding region: 751-1944 (397 amino acids)
Biological process (GO): cholesterol biosynthetic process; isoprenoid biosynthetic process
Cellular component (GO): cytoplasm
Molecular function (GO): mevalonate kinase activity; ATP binding
Source: RefSeq, a predicted model, not a curated record